UUGUUUCUCAACUAAGAAGAAGAAGAUAUAAUCAACCCCAUGGCUGUUUCUCCUUGUUUAAGUGGAAAUGAUCAAAAGAAACUCUGGUGGCUUACCAAUCGAAAGGUUGUCGAUAGGUACAUUAAGGGAGCGAGGAGCCUCAUUGCGACGCAAGAUGAGAACGACAUCGUUUCGGCUCUGAGUCUGCUCGACGCGGCGUUGGCUCUGUCGCCUCGUUUCGAGAUCGCCGUUGAACUCAAGGCGAGAUCUUUGCUGUACCUGAGGCGUUUCAGGGAAGUUGCCGAUAUGCUCCAAGAUUAUAUCCCGAGUCUCAAAAUUUGCAUCGACGAGUCUGGCUCGGUUUCCACGGAUAACUCGUCACAACGCUUGUUGAGGGAGCGAGUCAAGCUUCUCCCUUCCGAUAACUCGUCUUCCGACUCACCUGGCCGUGACCCGUCUUUCAAGUGUUUCUCUAUCUCGGAAUUGAAGAAGAAAGUCAUGGCCGGGUUGUGGAGAAACUGCGAGAAAGAAGGCCAAUGGAGGUACUUGGUCCUAGGCCAAGCAUGUUGUCACCUAGGCCUAAUGGAGGACGCCUUGGUUCUCCUUCAAACGGGCAAGCGCCUCGCUUCCGCCGUAUUCCGCCGCAAGAGCGUUUCCUUGUCCGAAGACAGCUUCUCCCUCCCCAACGCUAUCGCCGCAUCCGACAUCUCCUCCGUCUCCAUGACGCCUCCUUCAACGCCGCCACGCGACCCCACUCCUUUCUCUGAAUCCGAAAACAUCUCUCAGCUUCUAUCCCAUAUCAAACUCCUCAUACGCCGUCGAACUGCCGCCGUUGCUGCAUUGGAUGCAGGCUUACACUCGGAAGCCAUCCGCCAUUUCUCCAAAAUAGUCGACGGACGACGCCCUGCCCCUCAAGGCUUCCUUGCAGAGUGUUAUAUGCAACGAGCCUCGGCUUACAGGGCCGCCGGACGCAUUGCCGAGUCGAUCUCCGAUUGCAACAAGACUCUCGCACUUGAUCCAACAUCCAUUCAAGCUCUCGACACCAGGGCCUCACUCUUCGAAACAAUACGAUGUUUGCCCGAUUCUUUACACGAUCUCGAACACUGGAAACUCCUUUACAAAACCAUUUUGCGAGACAGGAAGCUUCCGGGACCUGCCUGGAAGCGUCACUACGUGUGUUACCGGGAGAUUCCCGGCAAGCUUUGUGCAUUAACCACUAAAAUCCAACAAUUGAAGCAAAGGGUUGCUUCUGGUGAGACAGGAAAUGUCGAUUACUAUGCAUUGAUAGGCUUAAGGCGAGGGUGUUCAAGGUCCGAAUUAGACAGGGCUCAUUUGUUACUAUCUCUAAGGCACAAACCCGAUAAAGCUACCAACUUUAUCGAUCGAUGCGAGUUUGCCGACGACCGUGACCUGGUUAAAGACCGAGCCAAGAUGUCGGCAUUGUUUCUUUACCGAUUACUUCAAAAGGGUUAUUCCAGCAUGAUGGCUACCGUUAUCGAAGAAGAAGCUGCCGAGAAGCAACGGAAGAAAGCUGCGGCCGCAUUACUAGCAGCACAGGCAGCAAUUCAAGCGCAGCAAACCCAAUAUUCCAGCACUAAACAGGAACCCGAAACAAAUUCAUCGAACAUUUCUAGCUGCAAAACCAGGGCUAAAUCCAGUGAAAACAAAGCCAAAACAACUAGUUCCAAUCCGAAUGUGUUCCAAGGUGUAUUCUGCAGGGAUCUGGCCGUGGUUGGGAAUUUACUAUCACAAGUUGGGUUUAAUCGACCACUUACACUGAAAUACGAGGCACAAAGCUGCUGAUUUUGCCAUUGAGAAUCGAU
Molecule: messenger RNA, 1802 nt
Organism: Hibiscus syriacus
Lineage: Eukaryota; Viridiplantae; Streptophyta; Magnoliopsida; Malvales; Malvaceae
Exons: 4
Coding region: 40-1782 (580 amino acids)
Molecular function (GO): protein binding
Source: RefSeq, a predicted model, not a curated record